Saccoglossus kowalevskii is the source of this 537-nucleotide messenger RNA. RefSeq lists its product as uncharacterized. Lineage: Eukaryota; Metazoa; Hemichordata; Enteropneusta; Harrimaniidae. The record is from RefSeq and is a predicted model, not a curated record.
AUGUAUUUAUUUACUAUUGGAUUGUUUGUAGGUAAUUGCUGUCCUCCAAAUCUAGCUGAUUGCUACCUCACUGACUUGUGUGAUGACUGUAGCAGAGAAGAAAAUUGUGACAAAGGAUAUCAUGUUGAUGUUCGCUAUUUCCAGCUAGGACAGGUGUUAUUGCCUGAAAGUCUCCUGAGUAGAUUUUUAAAUCAACAAUUAUUACUGAUUGAAGCAGAAACUGAACUGUUUCUUCAAGAGUAUAGUGUUACUCAGAAAGUCACUGACAGUCUCAAGCAAGAUAUUGUGAAUCAAGCAAGAGAAUUAAAUGCUACUGGUGAAGCAACAGCUAAUCUGAUACGUCUGCAAAGCCAAGCCGUGGGAAGUGCUCUAGUGGAAUCAGCUCAUAGUGAGGGACUUAUGAUUUUAUACAGAUCAAUUGGUGCAAACACGGCUGAUCUCAAGGCAUCUCUGAACUUAUUUUUCACUUUAGAUAAGCAUCCUAAUCUUAUAAUGGGUCUAGAAUAUAAAGACUAUUUAAGAACUGUGCGUGGUUGA